Sorghum bicolor (sorghum) is the source of this 1027-nucleotide messenger RNA. RefSeq names its product transcription factor bHLH148. The transcript has a single exon. Bases 128 to 736 code for a protein of 202 amino acids. NCBI's taxonomy places the organism in Eukaryota, Viridiplantae, Streptophyta, Magnoliopsida, Poales, Poaceae. Gene Ontology annotation, biological process: regulation of DNA-templated transcription. The record is from RefSeq and is a predicted model, not a curated record.
UUUGAGAAACUAAACAAGCCCUCCGUCUCUUUAUAUAUUUCCCUCCGUGGCGUUCCUUCCGCGCGCCUCCCACGUCCGCAACCAACCAAAGCACACUGCACACCACACACACACACCGCCGGCCACCAUGCCCUCCUCCUCCGCUGACGACGAGGGAGCCCGCGGCAAACGCAAGAGGGGAUCGUCGGGCGCAUGCGCAUCCGACGGCGGCGACCACCAGCAGGGCCCGUCGUUCAUGUGGCGGACGCCGCGCGCGCAGCAGGCCUACUCCUCCAAGCUCCUCCAGGCGCUGCGCCUCGUGCGCGGCGGCGGCACCGGCACACCCAGCACCUGCUCCGCCUCCGCCCCGGCGGUGCGCGACGCGGCCUACCGCGCGCUGGCCGUGGCGGCGCGGGGCCGCUCGCGCUGGAGCCGCACCAUCCUGGCACGCAGCCGGCGGUGCCGGGCGCUCCAGUGCCUCCGCGCGCGCCGACCGCCGCCGCCGAGGCCCCGUCGGCGGCAGCAGCAGGGUGGCGACAGCGAGCAGCGGGCGCCGGGUGGGCUGGCUGGCAGGGCGAAGGUGCUGGGGCGGCUGGUGCCCGGGUGUCAGAGCCUGUCGUUGCCCGCGCUCCUGGCCGAGGUGUCCGACUACAUCGCCGCGCUGGAGAUGCAGGUGCGCGCCAUGGGCCAGCUAACGCAGGACCUCGCCUCGUCGUCUUCGGCUCCGACGGCGGCGCCAUCGAUUGCUCCGCCCUAGCUCAGCUCUUUGAUUGGAUUUGGAUGGAAAUGGAAUGGCCUGUACAUUUCUCUCUGCCAGGCGCUAGCUGAUGGUCCAUCGAUUUUGUUUUGCGUUCAAGUCUUUCGUUCUUUUUUUUGGUGGGGUGGGGUGGGGGGACAAUAUUUGAUUUGUCUCUUAGGUUUGCUUAAAUUUAAAUUGUAAGCUGAAUGUGAAUGGUGCUUCACAAGUGUGAACGUGUGAUGUUUGAAUGCAAAAGCAAGCAAGUAAGCAAAAUGGAAUGUAAUGACGCUUUUUUUUUUUUUGGAUUUU